This is a messenger RNA of Corylus avellana, 610 nucleotides long. Lineage: Eukaryota; Viridiplantae; Streptophyta; Magnoliopsida; Fagales; Betulaceae. The record is from RefSeq and is a predicted model, not a curated record.
AUGGGAUCAUUGGGAUAUCCGACAGCUGCCCUCCUAGUCUUCCAAGAAACUACGACUCCAUCGAAUCACUUCUCUUUAUAUAUAAACCAAAUCUCUCAUUGUUUUCAUCAUCUUCAUCUUCUCUUUAUCUUUCUGCUUGCAUAUACACAUCUAGCUAUAUAUCUUUCCUUGGUUUUUGAAGAGCUUUCAACCUUGAGUUCAAGUGAUCAGCUUCCUACCUCUGCAAAAGGUCCUUAUGUAGUGGCUCCACCACCCGCUGGGUAUCCUACAAAAGAUGCCUCCGCCUACUCUCAGACUCAGAAUCCUCCACCUCCGGUGGAAACCAAGUCUAGGGGCGAUGGCUUCUGGAAAGGAUGUUGUGCUGCCUUGUGUUGCUGCUGUGUACUGGACGCAUGCUUCUGAUGAUCAGGAUCCAUACACUUCCAGAGACCUUUCCUAUUGUUUUUCAUACACAAUUUGGAAUCAUUCUUUCUAUGUCAAAGCCGACCAUGUGAUUGGCUCACAUCGUUUUCUUAUUUUAUUUUUUAUUUUUUAUUUUUAUCACCAUUGUAUUUCUUUUUCACGUGUUGUCGUUUAUUAUUAUUUAUUAUUAUGUAGAUAAAUAAUCAAA